Messenger RNA from Agrilus planipennis (emerald ash borer), 2300 nucleotides. Its product is annotated as G patch domain-containing protein 4. The transcript is spliced from 4 exons. Gene Ontology annotation, molecular function: nucleic acid binding. Gene Ontology annotation, cellular component: nucleolus. The coding region runs from base 281 to 1633 and encodes 450 amino acids. Gene Ontology annotation, biological process: regulation of ribosome biogenesis. Lineage: Eukaryota; Metazoa; Arthropoda; Insecta; Coleoptera; Buprestidae. The record is from RefSeq and is a predicted model, not a curated record.
AUAAAUAUAAACUUCUCUGAAUACUCCUUUUAAACAGAACUAGGAGGACAACUACAUUGAAUUUCAGUUCAGUAAAUGAGUAGAUUACUAGUAAAUUACAAAUCAGAUUCAAGUCAGUUACAAUCAGACACGAGCUGACAUAACUAUAACCUUAAAGUUUGUUGUAUUACUACUUAUUAUUAUAAAUAUAUACACAUAUAUAUUUGCUAUAAUUAAUAAAAAAUAAAUGAAAUAUAAAAUAGAAAUUGUCAACGAUAUAACAGGAAUUAACGUAUUUUAAAUGGAUUUUGCCAAAAAGCAAUUAGAAAAAUAUGGUUGGAGAGAAGGGCAAGGACUUGGAAAAAAUGAAACAGGAAUAUCCAAAGCCAUAAAGCCUAAAUUAAAGUUCGAUACCUCGGGCGUAGGUCACAAUUCCGCUGAUGAAUUUAAAAACGAUUGGUGGAACAACAUCUAUAAUCGGGCAGCCUCCAAUAUAGAUGUAUCCGUUAAUUCUGACAAUAAUGUUCAACUUAAGUUAACAUCCAAAGAGUCGAUAGAUAUUUCAACAAAAGGCUAUAUGAAAGGUUUAAAAUGUCAAAACAUAAAUUUAGAAUAUGGUUCUUUCAUAAAAAGAUCUACACUUACUGAUAAAGGACUUGUUAGUGAAGCAGGCUCCUACAAUUUAGAUGAACCAAAUAAAGUUAAUGUAAGAGCAUUAACUGAUGAAGAACUAUUGGCUGCAUGUGAAGGAAGAACUGCACACAAAGGUGCAAGACAUGGCAUAAAACAAAGUGGAAAACUUUCCCGAAUAGAAAAACAAGAGAAAAUGCUUCUUAAGAAAUUAAAAAAGAUUUCACUGACUGAUAAUGAUGAUACUGGAAGUAGAAAGAAUUUAGAAAAGAAACUUAAAAAAAUUAAUGAUCAGAAAGAUAAAAAUAGAAUUGACGAUUCAGUUUCAACAAACAGUGUUGAAAGCACAUACAAAGAAAAGAACUACCUUGUUUCUUCUCCAGCCAAAUUAAAUAAAAGUCGUAAGAAACAAAGAAAACGAGUUUCUUUUAAUGAAACUGUUACUGAAUAUCAAACACAAGAAGUUGAUUCCAGUCCCCAAAGUGGAACAAGCGAUGGAAGUCCAUUGUGUAGUACAUCUACAAUUGCUGUCACUGUUAAACUUCAAGCUGAAAAUGACCCUACUCGUUCAGAUAAAUUAAAUGACCAGGAUGAAGGUAUUGACUGUCCAGAACUGGACUUAAAAAAUAGCGACAGCAAUUCCAACUCCGACGAAUUUGAUGUUUCUGUAUACAAGGAACUUUCAAAAAAAGAACGUAAAAUUUUAAGAAGAAAACUCAAAAAACAAAACGAAAGAAAUACAAAGACUGCGAUGUUCUUAGACGGUGUAAUAGAUAAGAUGAGCGAUGUUGACGUGGACGGGGAAAUACAAGAAGUAAACGGUAGAUGCCAAAAAUGUAGUAAACGUAAAUUAAAAUUUGAAGUAGAUGACUUGGAUGAAGCAGAUGUGAAGAAAAGUCAUUAUGAAAACAAGGAUGUUAACAGAUAUAAAGAGAAAAGAUUAAGAAAACAACGAAGACUUGAAAAACGAUUGAACAAAGUCGUCCAUUCGUUGCACAGUUGUAAAAUAUCUGAUUCUGAAUGAAAAUGUAAGUUACUUAAAUUAAUCUAAAUAAUUGUUUCACUAAUUAGAAAAUGAAAAAAGAAUCCGGUUGUUGAAAAGUUCCUAUGAAUUUUGAUAGGAUGAUUUUUUCUUCAUUAAGUUAAUAGUUCAGUUCUAACUUUGUAUUUAAAGUAUCUAAAGAAUUUAAUUGUUUUGUUGGAGUUCUUAUUUACGACUACACUCGUUUUAUAUGUUUAAAUUAAACAAAUAUUUCUAUAAUGAUUACAUACGCUACAUAAACACAUUUUAUUAAAAUUAAUACAACAUAACAAUAAUUAUUAAUAUAGAAAAAAAACUGCUAGGGAGUAAAAUGAUUUUUUCGGAAUUAAUUACGUAUUUUAUAAAUUGUUUAGGUGUUGUACUUAUAUUGCAUUUGACAUUAAAUAAUUAGUUAUGUAAUAAAGUGUUGUUUUUAGCAGAGUUGCUAGUAAAAGACAUAUUAGUUUACACAGUUAUUAUUUAAAUUAGCUGGCGUUAUGAAUAUACAUAUACCAUUGAUGAAUGCACUUUUGUUAUAUAUUUAAGUUUUUUGUCAGCUGAAUGUUUUUAUGUUUCCUUUAAAUAAUCAAGCGUUAACAAAAUACGUAUGUUCAAUGUAAUUAAACAAAUUGCGGGUUUACAAUGUCAAUAAAAAUAUAAACAAAUUUAA